AUGAUUUUAUUAAUUUUAAUCUUCGUUACACUACUAAAUGCUAUGAGAUUACCAAAAGAAAUUAUCUUUCCAGCUCAACCACCAAUUGGACUUCAAGUAACGUGGAAUGGAUGUAGAGAAGCUGAAGGAUGUAAUGUUCAAGAAAAACUGAGUCAAUUAGUUCCUUAUUUUAAUACAGUCGCUGCAUUCUUUAGACCAAAAAUUGCUAUUGGAUUAUUACCACAAGGGAAAAAAAUGAAAUCAUUAGAAGAUCCUGCACCAGAAACAGUUACUAUUCCAGAAGAACCACCUGAAGGUUGUGGAUUAACAAUUAAAGCAGAUGAAUGUUCAACAGAAACUGGAUGUAAUGCACGACUAAGAAAUAUGGAAAUAGGAAAAUAUUUUAAUAUUUUAGCAUCACACUUCUCUCAAUUUUCACCUGAAUCAAUUAAAGGACCACAUGACACAUCAUUCCCUAUGCCAGUUCAAUCAGUGAAUAUUCCACAAAAAAAAAUUAAUCAAGCUAAAUUAACAGCUCAACAUAAAAAUGAUAUUAGAAAUAUGUUAAAUCAACAAAAUAAACAAAUUUAUGAUUCUCAAAAACCAAUGUUAAAUCAAAUGUAUCAAAAUAUGGCAAACCAACAAAUGACUCAAGAUGCUUAUCACAAUUAUAUUCAAAAAAUUAUGGGAUUAGAACAACGUCGUCAAUCAAUGUUUUCUAAUUACCUAAAAACAAGAAAUAAUUCCCCUCAUUUUGAAGACAUGUACAGUGAACCAACAAAAGCACCUUCUACUAAUCAACCAGCAGACCAUGAAUUAGAAGUUUAUGGUGGAAAUUAUUUUACUAAUGAUGGAUAUAAAAUAAUGAAAAAAAGACAUUUAGAAAAUUUAGGAUUAAAUGGAUAUGGAAAAUCAGCUUUUACUCCUUCAAUAACUGGUCCUUUAAUUACAAAAUAA
Messenger RNA from Entamoeba nuttalli P19, 936 nucleotides. RefSeq lists its product as hypothetical. Bases 1 to 936 code for a protein of 311 amino acids. The record is from RefSeq and is a predicted model, not a curated record. The transcript has a single exon. Lineage: Eukaryota; Evosea; Mastigamoebida; Endamoebidae.